AGAAAAGCAAAAAAUGGCCGAUCGCCUAUGUGAAGAAAUCAUAAUCAACGUUCUCCAAAGGCUGCCCAUAAAAAUCCUUCUCCGGUGCACCGCCGUCUGCAAAUCAUGGUAUUCUCUCAUCACCACCCCUCAGUUUAUUUCAUCUCACCUGCAUUUCGCCGUCUCCGGCGGAAAUAAAUCCCCUUUUCUUUUCAUCAGGCGGUGCCUUGAAAAUUCCGAGCGCUAUGAUUUCAUCUUGGAUAACAAUGACUCUAUCACCCCGCAUUCUAGUUUGGAAUUCCCAUUUAGGAGCAUAAACCCAUUUUUCACAAUCGUCGGUGCCUGCAAUGGAUUGAUCUGCCUCUCUGAUGAUCGCAUGUACUACACGCCGACCAUCAUUCUCUGGAACCCUCUUCUCAAAAAAUCGGUUCUUCUUCCCAAACCCGACCCGAUCCACAAUUUUUGCGGAACUUUUUCACAAUCACUUGGCUUCGGGUUCGAUCUUAUCUCCACUGAUUACAAGGUAGUCAGAAUAGCGUAUGCCGAUCACAUUAGUGUAAGGCGGCCCCUCGUGGAGCUUUACGAAUUAAGCACCCACGAGUGGCGGGAUUUGAGCUUCCUAGCGCUCGACCAUGUUAUAUAUAGUAAAUCACGCUCGGCCUAUGUCAAUGGGGCCACGCACUGGGUCACCCGCCACGUGGACUCCUAUGAUUUGGUUUUGUCUUUUCAUAUGAGUAAUGAAGUCUUCAGUGAGGUAUUGUUGCCCUGUAGUCUUACAGAUGAUGAUCUUGCUGUGGUUAAGGAUUUGCUGGUCUUAAAUGAUUCGCUUGCUUUAAUUCUGUCGAGCAUGUCGAGCUUUUGCGUUUGGGUUAUGAAAGAGUACGGUGUUCGAGAGUCUUGGAGUAAACACUUGAGCUUCGAUUUACGCAGUUUGGGAGAAAGAUUGGUGAGGCCGUUGUGGGUCAGGAAAGGAGGUGGGAUUUUGGCAGUUUUGGAGGACGGUCGUUUGAUUUGUUGCAAUCUUGGUGAAGGGAAAGAGAAAGAUGAAGAGAUUAUUAAGGAUAUUGGAGUUGGUCGCUCGAGAUCCGAAGAUUAUAGGCGCUCGAUUCAUGUCGAUAGUCAUGUUGAAAGUUUGGUUCUGUUGGAGAAGGGUAUUCUCACUAGUGCCAAGUUAUCGACUCUGAAAGUGAUGGAGAUUGAUUGGGGGAAGAGAGGUUGAAUGGUUAUGGGAACUUUCUUGGUGUUGUUGAAUAUGAUGUGUUGGCUAUGGUCUACAACCUAUUAUUCAAUGUGGUAGUACUCUAGAGAUAAAAGUCAUAAAUAAUUGUAGUUGUGUGCAUUAUUGCUCAUAUUGAACAUGGAAGCUGAGUAUUUUUAUCUUGAAUUGUUAUGAUAACUUGUAGUUGUUGGCUAUGAUCAACAACUUUUGUUCAAAAUGCUUGUACUCUAUAGAUAAAAAGGCAUACAAGCAGUAGUUGUGUACUUUAUUGCUCUUAUUGAACAUGGAAGCUAAGGAUUUUGAGGGUCUCUUUGUAGUUUGUAUGUGUAGUCUUCUACGUGUUGCAAUAUAUAAUAUGAUAGGUGUAAUGUUAGCCUGAGAUAUGAUAGGUGUUAAUCUAGUAGAGCGAUAAGAGGUUAUUGUUUGCACAAGCCUCUUUAUAACUACUAGUAAAGUGAGAUAUGAUAGGUGUUAAUCUAGUAGAGCGAUAAGAGGUUAGAGGAAAUUGCACCCUCCACUUAAGUAUAAUAUGAAG
Messenger RNA from Striga asiatica, 1733 nucleotides. The record is from the annotation of a GenBank genome assembly. NCBI's taxonomy places the organism in Eukaryota, Viridiplantae, Streptophyta, Magnoliopsida, Lamiales, Orobanchaceae.